AUGUCCAAGUUUCGUUGUUUGCAUAAUCUGUUAUUUGCCUUUUUUGUCCAAUUAUUACAGGAUACUACAAAAGAUGAAAAUAAUGAGACCGAAGCCAACAGGACGAAUAAAUUGAGAAGAACAAGAAAGAAAGUCACUAAACCGCACGUUUGUUCAACGGAAGUGGGAGAAAUGGAUCUAUCCCAUUCAAACGAGAGGAUGACCAACCAAAUGGAGUGCCACAAAUCAGGGGACACAAGCCACCCAGGCGUGGGACCUGGCUCUGCUACGUCUCAUCCGUCACAUGAAGAUAAGGACUCCCAGGAUCAGACAACAGUGAUAAAACCACCGUCCCCCCAAACUUCAGUCAGUACUUCUAGUGGUGAAUUAAACCCAAAUUCCGAUUGUACCAGGGACAUCAAUCAAAUUUUGACCACACCUCAACUCUCUUCUAGAAUGAAACACAUUAAACAAGCAAUGGCCAAAAAUCAUCUGCAGUUUGUGCGAUUUGAAGCCACAGAUCUCCACGGCGUGUCCAGGUCUAAGAGUAUCCCUGCACAUUUUUUCCAAGAAAAAGUGGUCCACGGUGUGUACAUGCCCCGAGGUUAUCUGGAGUUGAUACCGAAUCCCAGGGACAAUGAAGUGAACCACAUAAGAGCCACAUGCUUUAACAGUGACAUCGUCCUUAUGCCAGAGUUGUCAACCUUCAGAGUUUUGCCGUGGGCUGAGAGAACUGCCAGAGUGAUAUGCGACACCUUCACUGUGACCGGGGAGCCUCUGCUGACCUCCCCCAGGUACAUUGCAAAGAGGCAGCUGAACCGGCUGCAGGACGCUGGCUUUUCCCUGCUCUCCGCCUUCAUCUACGAUUUUUGCAUUUUUGGUGUGCCUGAAAUUAUCAACUCAAAGACCAUAUCUUUUCCGGCAACUACGUUACUAAAUAACCACGACCAGCCCUUCAUGCAGGAACUCGUGGACGGCUUAUAUCACACAGGAGCCAAUGUGGAGAGCUUUUCCUCCUCUACCAGGCCCGGUCAGAUGGAAAUCUGUUUUCUGCCCGAAUUUGGCAUCAGCGCAGCUGAUAACGCGUUUACUCUCAGAACUGGCGUCAAAGAAGUGGCCAGGAAAUACAAUUACAUUGCCAGCUUUUUCAUCGAGACCGGAUUCUGCAAUUCCGGAAUUUUGUCCCAUAGUCUUUGGGACGUGGGUGGGAAGAAAAACAUGUUCUGUAACAGUUCUGGAAUUGAGCAGCUCACGGUCACCGGGAGAAAAUGGUUGGCAGGACUCUUGAAGCACUCCGCAGCGCUCAGCUGCCUGAUGGCACCUGCUGUCAGCUGCCGCAAGCGGUACUCCAAGGAGAGCAAGGACCUGAAGGACAGUGUGCCCACAACGUGGGGAUACAACGACAACAGCUGCGCGUUUAACAUCAAGUGUCACGGGGAGAAAGGCACCCGGGUAGAAAAUAAACUAGGCUCGGCCACGGCCAACCCUUACCUGGUGUUGGCGGCGACGGUGGCCGCAGGCUUAGAUGGUCUUCUCGGCAGCGACGAGGCCUCGGCUGGUCCCGAGGGGAACACAGACCCUUACCAAUCCAAACCUUCUGAGAUCCCUUUGAAACUGGAAGAUGCCCUCGUGGCGCUGGAGGAAGACCAAUGUCUGAGAGAGGCCCUAGGGGAAACUUUUAUUCGCUAUUUUGUUGCCAUGAAGAAAUACGAGCUGGAAAAUGAAGAAACAGAUGCUGAGAGAAAUAAAUUCUUAGAGUAUUUUAUUUAG
This is a messenger RNA of Otolemur garnettii (small-eared galago), 1749 nucleotides long. It is a transcript of the gene LGSN, whose product is annotated as lengsin, lens protein with glutamine synthetase domain. The coding region runs from base 1 to 1749 and encodes 582 amino acids. NCBI's taxonomy places the organism in Eukaryota, Metazoa, Chordata, Mammalia, Primates, Galagidae. The record is from RefSeq and is a predicted model, not a curated record. Gene Ontology annotation, molecular function: glutamine synthetase activity. The transcript is spliced from 4 exons. Gene Ontology annotation, cellular component: membrane; cytoplasm.